Molecule: messenger RNA, 1526 nt
Organism: Trypanosoma conorhini
Lineage: Eukaryota; Euglenozoa; Kinetoplastea; Trypanosomatida; Trypanosomatidae
Product: AP-endonuclease
Exons: 1
Biological process (GO): base-excision repair
Cellular component (GO): nucleus
Molecular function (GO): phosphoric diester hydrolase activity; double-stranded DNA 3'-5' DNA exonuclease activity; DNA-(apurinic or apyrimidinic site) endonuclease activity
Source: RefSeq, a predicted model, not a curated record
UCUACUGUAUAUUUAUAAGCAUGCAAACACACACACACGACACGGCACGGGGGACGGAAAUUGGGGUUGUGGGGGUGAAAUCGGGUCUGGGGGACGCGCUUGGUUUGCGUGGGCCGGCCCUGAGGCCUAGGCGCUGCUGCGUGGCGCGCAGGGCGUACGCUGUCGCCAGCGAGAUGAACGCACUGUGCGUGUACUUUUUUUUUGGGGGUCGGGCGGAGGUUUCCACGUUUUCCUUUUCUUCCUUUUUUCUUCCUUUUUCCUCUUGUCUGUUUGCCUUCCGCCGCUCCCUGCCUGCCGUGCAGCCGCGCUCCGAGUGUGUUAUGCCGUCGAGCCCCAGCGGGGAGAAGCCGUCGGCCGCGGCGGUGAAGCGCGCGCGCAGUCGCUCCCCGCCCGCGACGCCGCCGGAGAAACGCGCCCGGCGCUCCACGCGCAGCCGGACACCGACGCCGCCCUCCCGUUCGCUGACGUCGCCGCCUCCGCCGACCGAUGACGCCGCCGCCGCCCUCGCGACUGCCCCACCGCCUCCGGGCGCCGCAGCGCCGCGGACGGAGCAGAGCAUUUGGAGCCAAGUGGAGCCGUUUCAGCGCCGCACGGCGCCGCAGGACUUCGACGGGGCGCAGAUGCUGAAGUUCAUCACGUGGAACGUCGCCGGCCUGCGUGGGCUGCUGCGGAAGGACGCCCAGGCCAUUCGGCGCCUGCUCGAGGCGGAGCAGCCAGACGCGUUGUGCCUGCAGGAGACGAAGCUGAACCCGGAGGACCCGCAGAACGCCAAGCUGGGCGAGGUGGCCGGGUACCGCUUCGUCGACCACGCCUGUCGCGCCAAGAAGGGCUACGCAGGCACCCGCACUUACGUCAAGGACGCGGCGGCCGCGGAGUGGAGGACGGUCAGCGUGAAGGGGUUCGCCACCCUGAGCACCCCGCGCAACGUCGGCCACAGCGACGGCGACGAUGAGGGACGCGUGCUCACGACGUACUUUGGCACGCACGGCAAGGGCGGCUGCGCGUUUGCGCUGGCGCUGGUAAACACGUACAUCCCCAACAGCGGCAUGGCGCUGGAGCGCCUUCCGUACCGCUGCCAGACGUUUGAUGUGAAGAUGCGCCAGCACCUCUGCGGCUUGGGCCGCUCCUGCAAACCCGCCGCUCCGGCGGACGGCGCCCCGCCACUUGCAGGGUUCAUUUGGGCCGGCGACCUUAAUGUCGCCGAGCGCGACUACGACCGCUACUACGCCGGCACCUUCCAAACAAUGCAGAAAUGCAGCGGUUUCACUCCCGAGGAGCGAGCCUCGUUCCGACAGACGCUGCGGGUGGCGAAUGCGGUGGACACCUUCCGCGCCCUCUACCCGCGGGCGGCGCCGGUGUACACCUUCUGGUCCGCGCGCAUCAACGGCCGGGCCCGCGGGCUUGGCUGGCGGCUGGACUACUUCGUCGUCUCCGCCGCGCUGGCGCAGCGCGUCGUGGACUGCUUCACGAUGCCGCAGGUGAUGGGGAGCGACCAUUGCCCGGUGCAGAUGUGGCUGCGGCGGUGA